This is a messenger RNA of Nymphaea colorata (pocket water lily), 1732 nucleotides long. RefSeq names its product beta-ureidopropionase. The coding region runs from base 217 to 1491 and encodes 424 amino acids. The record is from RefSeq and is a predicted model, not a curated record. Gene Ontology annotation, molecular function: beta-ureidopropionase activity. Lineage: Eukaryota; Viridiplantae; Streptophyta; Magnoliopsida; Nymphaeales; Nymphaeaceae. The transcript has 6 exons.
CAGAGAGGUCGAGAGGAAAUAAUUAAACGACCAACUACGUGAUAUAAAUAACGCAUUUUGUAAAUUACUCGUUUGAUUCUCCUAUAAAAGACUCGAGAUUCAGCCGUCUUCUUCUGUGAUGUCGGGUGAGCAGCAUCUUGGUCUCGCUAUCUGAGCCCCAACUGCUCCCGAAAGUUAUCAGAGGCGAAGGCGCCGAUCUACGAAGAGAGAAGGACGAUGGAUGGCGGUUGCGUAAGAGAAGAAGUUUCAGAGGAUGAAAGGAAGUGCAGAGGGGAGCAAGCUAACGGGGAGAAGCCAACUGCCGGAGAAGGCACCAUCCAGGGCUACGAGUCCCUCCAGCAGCUCCUUCAGGCCAAUCUCAAGCCAGAGAUAUUCCAGGAAGUCAGCCGUUUACUUCUGGGGUUUAACUGUGGCAAAGCAGUGGAGCCACUCGGUUUACCUGAAUCUGCAACUCAAGCUUCCAUGCGUUUUGAUUUCGAUUUGAAGGCAUUUAGCUUCAGUGCAGACAAAGAGCUGCUGCGAGAACCCAGAAUUGUUCGAGUUGGUCUUAUCCAAAACUCUAUAGUGCUUCCAACAACAGCACCUAUUUCAGAGCAGAAGUCAGCCAUAAUGAAUAAAAUAAACCAAAUGGUUGAUGCAGCUGCUGAAUCUGGUGUCAAUAUCUUGUGUCUACAAGAAGCCUGGAUGAUGCCAUUUGCAUUUUGUACUCGAGAGAAGAAAUGGUGUGACUUUGCUGAACCCAUCAAUGGGGACUCAACCCAGUUACUGCAGAAGCUUGCACAAAAGCAUAACAUCGUCAUAAUAAGCCCAAUUCUUGAACGGGAUAUAAACCAUGGAGAAACAAUUUGGAAUACAGCUGUUGUGAUUGGAAAUCAUGGGAACAUAAUAGGGAAACAUCGCAAGAAUCAUAUUCCAAGGGUUGGGGAUUUCAAUGAAAGCAACUACUACAUGGAAGGAGAUACUGGGCAUCCUGUGUUUGAAACUGUUUUUGGAAAAAUUGCAGUGAACAUUUGCUAUGGAAGGCAUCAUCCUUUAAAUUGGUUAGCUUUUGGCCUGAAUGGUGCAGAAAUUGUGUUCAAUCCAUCCGCUACAGUUGGGGAGCUCAGUGAACCAAUGUGGCCUAUUGAGGCACGUAAUGCAGCCAUAGCAAACAGUUACUUUGUUGGAUCAAUUAACAGGGUUGGCACUGAGAUCUUCCCAAACCCCUUUACCUCAGGAGAUGGCAAGCCUCAGCACAAUGAUUUUGGCCAUUUUUAUGGUUCCAGCUAUUUUUCAGCCCCUGAUGCUUCUUGCACUCCAUGCCUUUCACGCUGUCGAGAUGGAUUGAUCAUUGCUGAAAUGGAUCUCAACCUUUGUAGACAGCUGAAAGACAAGUGGGGAUUUCGCAUGACUGCCCGCUAUGAGAUGUAUUCAGCAUUAUUGUCCAGUUACAUGAGACCGGAUUUUGAGCCUCAAGUUGUUACUGACCCUUUGCUGCAUAAAAGAUCUUGAUGCAACUUUUUCAGUCAAGGAGUGCUCUUCACUUUCAAUAAACUCGGUCAUGUUUCAGGUUGCUCGUAUUUUCCAUUUUCAUGGAACUUGUAUAUUGCUGCAGAUGAAACUUUAUGGUGAAUAACACAGUUAGAUAAGUGGAUUUUCCGAUGAAUUGUUGUAGCUUCAUGGGGAACGAACACAUGUUGGCAUUCUGCUGAGAAAUAAGCUCUCCACAAAGGCUGGGACCUAUCUAUGUCAA